AUGACAUCAGUGACAGGCAUUGUCAGUCAUUGUUGUUCCAAGGCUUUUGGGACGAUUGCAAGUAUCAAGUCCAAAAUCCCGACACAAACCACAACCCCUUCAGGAACCGGCUACGCCAUGAACGGGAAGAUUUUGUCGUUUCUUGUGGCCAUCGAACGUACUGGGGGAUGGGUGGUCGACAACCGUUUUGCGGGUUCCCGAGCAACGACAGACAGCCGUUACGCCCGGCUACCCGAAGACAGUGAGAUACGGAUGAUGGCGUCAUCUCUGUACGUCAGAGAGAGCCUGCAGCAGAACAUUGUAAGGGUCACCCAGGUCAAGUCAAACGACAUGGAGAAGCAAAGCAUGGUACCGUGCUGGUCCGCCGAUGGGGUGGAUGCUAUUCUUCCAACUCGGAAAAUCUGCAUCCACCGCCAUUUCCCCCUCAACCCUUGUCCAUUUACGGACUAUCCCCUGAUCAAUAAGCUUCCUCUCGUAACCUAUGCCCUGGCCCUUUCGCCUGGAAGCACCAAUCCGAUGAGACAUUGCUCUCUCUGA
This is a messenger RNA of Sodiomyces alkalinus F11, 537 nucleotides long. RefSeq lists its product as hypothetical. The record is from RefSeq and is a predicted model, not a curated record. NCBI's taxonomy places the organism in Eukaryota, Fungi, Ascomycota, Sordariomycetes, Glomerellales, Plectosphaerellaceae. The transcript has 7 exons. The coding region runs from base 1 to 537 and encodes 178 amino acids.